UCCCUCAUUUCGAAAUUGGACCUCUCUCUUUGCUUCAGAUCAAAUCAAAGUCCGGCUUAGGGUUCCGAUCUCAUGGCUUCCACAGCCGUCGCCGCCCCCCGGUCUUCCAAGACUGAGUCCUACGUCGACAACAAGCGCAAGGAGGACGUCCGCCAGUCCAACAUCCUCGCCGCCCGCACCGUCGCCGACGCCGUCCGCACCUCCCUCGGCCCCAAAGGCAUGGACAAGAUGAUCUCCACCGCCUCCGGCGACGUCAUCAUCACCAACGACGGCGCCACCAUCCUCAACAAGAUGGAGGUCCUCCAGCCCGCCGCCAAGAUGCUCGUCGAGCUCUCCAAGUCCCAGGACUCCGCCGCCGGCGACGGCACCACCACCGUCGUCGUCAUCGCCGGCUCCCUCCUCAAGCAGUGCCUCGUCCUCCUCUCCCACGGCAUCCACCCCACCGUCAUCUCCGACUCCCUCCACAAGGUCGCCGUCAAGGCCGUCGACGUCCUCACCGCCAUGGCCCGCCCGGUCGAGCUCUCCGACCGCGAAUCGCUGGUCAAAUCCGCCAGCACCGCCCUCAACAGCAAGGUCGUAAGCCAGUACUCGACGCUCCUGGCGCCGCUCGCCGUCGACGCCGUGCUCUCUGUGGUGGACCCCGCGAAGCCGGAGAUCGUCGACCUGAGGGACAUCAAGAUCGUGAAGAAGCUCGGCGGAACGGUCGACGAUACGGAGACCGUGAAGGGGCUGGUUUUCGAUAAGAAGACGAGCCACGCAGCCGGCGGCCCGACGAGGAUGGAGAAGGCGAAGAUUGCUGUGAUCCAGUUCCAGAUUUCGCCUCCGAAAACCGAUAUCGAGCAGAGCAUUGUGGUUUCUGACUACACUCAGAUGGAUAGGAUUCUGAAGGAGGAGAGGAACUACAUUCUGAGCAUGAUUAAGAAGAUCAAGUCGACGGGGUGCAAUGUGCUGCUGAUUCAGAAGAGUAUAUUGAGGGAUGCCGUGACUGAUCUGUCGUUGCAUUACUUGGCCAAAGCCAAGAUUUUGGUGAUUAAGGAUGUGGAGAGGGAUGAGAUCGAGUUCAUUACCAAGACUCUCAACUGCUUGCCCAUUGCGAAUAUCGAGCAUUUCCGUGAGGAGAAGCUUGGGUAUGCUGACCUGGUGGAGGAGUCUUCGCUUGGUGACGGCAAGAUUGUGAAGAUCACUGGGAUUCAGAACAUGGGGAGGACUACAUCUGUGCUGGUUCGUGGCUCGAACCAGUUGGUGCUUGAUGAGGCUGAGAGGAGCUUGCACGAUGCUCUGUGUGUGGUUAGGUGUUUGGUGAGCAAGAGGUUUUUGAUUGCUGGUGGUGGUGCCCCGGAGAUUGAGCUCUCCAGGCAGCUGGGUGCUUGGGCCAAGGUGUUGCAGGGGAUGGAGAGUCAUUGUGUCAAGUACUUUGCACAGGCACUUGAGGUUAUUCCCUAUACAUUGGCUGAGAAUGCAGGGUUGAACCCAAUGACCAUUGUCACUGAGCUGAGGAACCGCCACAAUGAUGGCGAGAUCAACACUGGCAUUAAUGUGAGGAAGGGGCAGAUUACCAACAUCUGGGACGAGAAUGUGGUGCAGCCCCUGCUAGUGAGCACAAGUGCUAUCACAUUGGCCACAGAGUGUGUGCGGAUGAUUCUGAAGAUCGAUGACAUAGUAACAGUAAGAUAGUUCUGUUCUUUGAUUGUAGCUUUUAUCAUUUGUGGUUGCCUUCUGUUAUAAAUUUCGGUUCUGGAUUUGGAUUGGAACUCUUGUUAGUGUUUUGUAAGAGAUAUUAUGGGACUUUUGUCCAUUUAUAUGCAUGUUCUUAGUCAGUUUGUGUUGCU
Argentina anserina (silverweed cinquefoil) is the source of this 1829-nucleotide messenger RNA. RefSeq names its product T-complex protein 1 subunit delta. The transcript has a single exon. The record is from RefSeq and is a predicted model, not a curated record. Lineage: Eukaryota; Viridiplantae; Streptophyta; Magnoliopsida; Rosales; Rosaceae. Gene Ontology annotation, cellular component: chaperonin-containing T-complex. Gene Ontology annotation, molecular function: ATP hydrolysis activity; ATP binding; ATP-dependent protein folding chaperone. Gene Ontology annotation, biological process: protein folding. The coding region runs from base 73 to 1674 and encodes 533 amino acids.